AUGGCAGGUUCUGUGCGUGUGAAAGAGGCUGUCGUCGUUGCGCCCUCCGAGCCCACCCCAACUUGCGUCCUCAACCUCUCGGCCAUUGACUCGCAACUCUUCCUUCGAUUCACCAUUGAGUACCUCUUGGUCUACGCCCCUCGACCGGUCCUCAAUCAGGAAGCCACCACGACCCGCGUCAAGUCCGCACUGGCCAAGGCCCUUGUCCCGUACUACCCGCUGGCCGGUCGGGUCCGGCCCAAAGCCGACGGCUCAAGCCUCGAGGUUGUCUGUCGAGCACAGGGCGCCGUGUUCAUCGAGGCCGUGUCCGACCGCGCCACGCUCUCCGACUUCGAGCGGGCCCCGCGUUACGUGGCCCAAUGGAGGAAGCUACUGUCGCUCCAAGUGGCCGACGUUCUCAAGGGUGCUCCUCCGCUCGUCGUCCAGCUGACGUGGCUCAAGGACGGAGCCGCGGCGCUCGGCGUGGGAUUCAACCACUGUCUCUGUGACGGGAUCGGCAGCGCCGAGUUCCUCAACUCGUUCGCCGAGUUGGCAGCUAGCAAACCCGGGUUCGCGAACGAGUUCAAACCCAAUCCGGUAUGGGAUCGCCACCUGCUGGACCCACAACCCGUAGAUCAUGUAAUGCCACGUCAUCGAAUUCCUAACGCGGCGAGUCACCCCGAGUUCAACAAGGUCCCCGACCGUUGCGGGUUCAUGAACCGGUUCUCCAACGAACGACUCAUCCCAACCUCCAUAACAUUCGAAAACAUAUACCUAAGCGAGCUGAAGAAACUCGCUCUGUCGACGAGUCGACUCAGCACCGAGUCGGCCUAUACUUCGUUUGAGGUUCUCUCAGCCCACGUAUGGAGGAGCUGGGCCAGAGCACUGAACCUAGCUUCAAACCAAAUCUUGAAGCUCCUCUUCAGCGUCAACGUACGGAACCGAGUGAAGCCGAGUCUACCCGUCGGGUACUACGGCAAUGCGUUCGUGCUGGGGUGCGCGCAGAGCAGCGUGAAGGAUCUGGAGGAGAAGGGGCUGGGGCACGCGGCUGGGCUGGUGAAGCGUGCGAAGGAGAGGGUGGGGGAGGAGCACGUGCGGAGGGUGGUAGAGUCAGUGAGCGAGUCGAAGGCGAGUCCUGACACGGUGGGGGUGCUGAUCGUGUCGCAGUGGUCAAGGCUGGGAUUGGAAAGGGUUGACUUUGGGAUGGGAAGGCCAGUGCAUGUGGGGCCCAUACUGAGCGACAGGUACUGCCUGUUUUUGCCAGUCGGUAGUAAAAAUAAUAAGGGAGGUGGUGAUGAUGAUGAUGAUGAUGAUGGUGAUGAUCAGGGGGAAUCUGUGAAGGUGAUGGUGGCUGUCCCCACAAGUGCAGUUGACAAGUACGAGAUAUUGGUCAAGAGUCCAUACUCGUGA
Messenger RNA from Prunus armeniaca (apricot), 1389 nucleotides. The record is from the annotation of a GenBank genome assembly. Lineage: Eukaryota; Viridiplantae; Streptophyta; Magnoliopsida; Rosales; Rosaceae.